UCCUUCAUUGGCUCUCUGGCCGGAAGCUGCGGCGCCGUCCCGCUGCGCAUGCGCGCCCCGCACGUGCUCCCAGAAGGUCGCCUCCAGCGCUGCGCCGGCUCGCACUAUGCCUGCGCUGUGGGCUCUGCGGCUGCUGGCGCGCUCCGGGGCAGGCCGCUGUUUCCGGGAGGCCCUCUGCUUUCGCCGCUAUGGUUCCUACUCUCCGUGCGCCGGCGUUGACGCUCCGGACUUGCGCGCCUACUUCACCACACCCAUUUUCUAUGUGAACGCCGCGCCACACAUCGGGCACCUGUACUCGGCGCUGCUCGCGGACGCCCUGUGCCGCCACCGUCGCCUGCGGGUUCCCGGCUCCGCCUCCACGCGCUUCUCUACCGGCACAGAUGAGCACGGCCUGAAGAUCCAGCAGGCGGCAGCCAGUGCUGGCCUGGCUCCGAUCGAGCUGUGCGAUCAGGUCUCCGCCCAGUUCCAGCAGCUUUUUCGUGAGGCUGGCAUCUCCUCCACCGACUUCAUCCGUACCACCGAGGCCCGGCACCGGCUGGCGGUGCAGCACUUCUGGGGGGUGCUGGAGGCCCGGGGUCUGCUCUACAAAGGACUCUAUGAAGGAUGGUAUUGCGCCUCCGACGAGUGCUUCCUGCCUGAGGGCAAGGUCGUUUGGCAGCUGGGUCCGACGGGGGAUUCGUGUCCUGUAUCUCUCGAGAGCGGGCAUCCAGUCUCCUGGACCAAGGAAGAAAACUACAUUUUCAGGCUUUCCCAGUUCCAAGAACCUCUCCAGCGCUGGCUGCGAAACCAUCCUCAGGCGAUCACCCCGGAGCCCUUCCGUCAGGCCGUCCUUCAGUGGCUGGAGGAGGAGUUGCCUGAUCUGUCGGUUUCUCGAAGGAGUAGCCACUUGCACUGGGGCAUUCCAGUUCCUGGGGACGAUUCACAGACCAUCUACGUAUGGCUGGAUGCCCUAGUCAACUACCUCACCAUAAUUGGCUACCCAGAUGCUGAGUUCAAAUCUUGGUGGCCAUCCACAUCUCAUAUCAUAGGUAAGGAUAUUCUCAAAUUUCAUGCUAUCUAUUGGCCUGCCCUUCUCUUAGGGGCAGGAUUGAGACCACCACAUCGCAUCUAUGUCCACUCUCACUGGACGGUGAGUGGCCAAAAGAUGUCCAAGAGUUUGGGCAACGUGGUGGAUCCCAGGACUUGCCUUGAUCGCUAUACUGUGGAUGGGUUCCGCUACUUUCUUCUUCGGCAGGGCGUUCCCAACUGGGACUGCGACUACUACGAUGAAAAGGUGGUUAAGUUGCUGGACUCUGAGCUGGCUGAUGCCUUAGGAGGCCUUUUAAACCGAUGCACUGCUAGCAGAAUAAAUCCUUCUGGGAUCUACCCUACCUUCUGCACUGCCUGCUUCCCCAGUGAGCCGGGGAUUACCAGGCCGUCGACUCGUGCACAGGCAGAAGACUAUGCACUUGUGAGCGCAGUGGCCACUUUGCCCAAGCAGGUAGAAGACUACUAUGAUAAUUUUCAGAUCUAUAAAGCUCUGGAGGCAGUGUCCAUCUGUGUUCGUCAAACUAAUGGUUUUGUUCAAAGGCAUGCACCAUGGAAAUUGAACUGGGAGAGCCCAGCAGAUGCUCCCUGGCUGGGUACCGUGCUUCAUGUGGCCUUGGAAUGUUUGCGAGUUUUUGGAACUUUGCUCCAGCCUGUUACUCCAAGCCUAGCAGAUAAGUUGUUGUCCAGGCUGGGAGUGUCAGCCACAGAGAGAAGCCUUGGAGAGCUCUACUUCCUGCCUCGAUUCUAUGGACAUCCAAGCCCCUUUGAAGGGAGGAAGUUGGGACCUGAAACUGGGCUUUUGUUUCCAAGACUGGACCAAUCCCGGGCUUGGCUAGUGAAAGCACACAGGACCUAGAAAUUUAGCUCUUAAACUGGCUUGUAAAAGAACAAAUUAUUGGGGCUGGAGAGAUGGCUCAGCGGUUAAGAGCACUGUUUUUGCAGAGAACCGGGGUUCGAGUCCCAGCACUGACAUGGCGGCUAUGAACCGUCCUUAACUCCAGUUCCAGGGGAAU
Molecule: messenger RNA, 2042 nt
Organism: Nannospalax galili (Upper Galilee mountains blind mole rat)
Lineage: Eukaryota; Metazoa; Chordata; Mammalia; Rodentia; Spalacidae
Gene: Mars2
Product: methionyl-tRNA synthetase 2, mitochondrial
Exons: 1
Coding region: 107-1885 (592 amino acids)
Biological process (GO): methionyl-tRNA aminoacylation
Molecular function (GO): ATP binding; methionine-tRNA ligase activity
Source: RefSeq, a predicted model, not a curated record